This is a messenger RNA of Mus musculus (house mouse), 3577 nucleotides long. It is a transcript of the gene Map7d3, whose product is annotated as MAP7 domain containing 3. The transcript is spliced from 16 exons. Gene Ontology annotation, cellular component: spindle. Lineage: Eukaryota; Metazoa; Chordata; Mammalia; Rodentia; Muridae. The coding region runs from base 42 to 2831 and encodes 929 amino acids. The record is from RefSeq and is a predicted model, not a curated record.
AUAGCUUUCCAGCCAGCUUAGCCACAAGCAUGUGAGAGCUAAUGCUACCUAUAUUGAAGGUUCAUGGGAAGUGCGGGGACUACCCGAGCCCCGCCCUGCCCCGCCCCCCGGGGUCCCAGCCCCGGCAGAGGCCAAAGAAGAGGCGGCGCCUGCGCCUUGCCGCCCAAGAACCACCUCCAGUGGUUCUCAACUACUCUCUGAAGAUGGCGGACCCCACUUUUGCUGCUACCAGUAGCAGCACAUCUUUCCGGGGGCUACACGAACGCUUGGUUGCCAUGACUCAAGAACUAGCUGAAGAAAGGCGACAUAAACGUGGUAUUAAUUCUUCUGCAGGUGCAAACAAGAGAUCGUCAAGUACACCAGAUGGUUCUGUCCUUAAAAAUGAUGUCAAACAGCAGCUAGCCAAAGAACGCAGAGAACAACAGAAACGUCAGCAAGAAGCCAACAAGGAAAAACAACUGCUUGAGAAAGAACAGAAGGCGAAGCUGCAGUAUGAAAAGCAAUUGGAAGAAAAACACCGUAAACUGAAGGAACAAAAAGAAAAGGACCAGCGACGACAAGCAUCUGCAGAAGAAAAAAGAAAACAGAAGCAGGCAGAAGAUACAGAAAAAUUUAAGGCUGUUGUGUCUCGUACAUUGGAGCGAUGCAAUCGUAUUGAUCAACGACAGAAAAGGUGGUCGUGGGAGGGUGGUGUGAUGAAUGCUGACAAGUCUGGAAAACUGGAAAAUAAACGAAGUUCCUCUCUGAGUAGAAAAGACAACCGGUUACAUCCCAGAGGUGAUAUGCAACACGUGGACAACACACCUGGCAUGACCAAAUAUGUUUUCCGAUAUGUUACUGCACCAGUGUUUUCUAGUGAUGAGAUAAAGUCUUCUGCUAUGUUCUGUAAACCAUCAGCAAAAACGCCAGUUGCAGCAAAAUUAGAAAAAAUAACUACAAAGAAACUAGACGCUUCUCUCAGGGGGCAUGUGGAAGGACUCUCAAUGAUGAAUAUAGAAAUCCCACCCAAAAUAACAAUUGAAGUCCCCUCUCCACCAAAGCUGGAAGAAUCAUCUGAGGCUGAUGCAGAAGUAAGACUCCAAACCAUGGACGACAUCUCUAAAGUUAAAGAGGACGCCUCCCAGAAGGUGGAUAUCAAAGUACCUACUGAUGAGAACAUAGCAAGACACCCAAAACCAAAUGUUGAAGAACUCUCCCCAGUGAGUGUGGAUACCUCUUCAAGUGUUGAACUAUCCUCCAUAGUGAGUGUCAACUCAUCCCCCUCGCUGAGUACAGGAUCAUUCUCCUUUGGGAGUGUAGAAAUAUCUCCUGUUGUCAGCAUAGAUGCCUCACUUGAAACAAACAUAGAUACCUCACCUGAAUUAAGUAUGGACUCAGGGAAUACGAAAGUGGCCUCAGAAAUUAAAACAGAAGCACCUCUUCAGGCCAGGGGGGAGUCACGCCUUGAAGCAAGUGUGGAAGGACAACCUGAGGCAAAUGUUGAAGGAUCACCAAAGAACCCAGAAAUAGACAAAAGAAACAUAAACCUUACCACCAAGAAACAACCGCUGUGCCACAUACCAUGUUACAGAUGGCCAUCAUCUUCUGCCCUUGGGUGUCGCCCACCUUCUCCCUUAAAGGCUCUGCAGACUCGAAAGAUACGACCUCCAUCUCCUAUACCAGUCUCAUCAAAAUUAUCAACAAAGACUUCUUUGUCAUAUAAAAUAACCCCAGUUCAGAAUGUCCUAUAUGUGCCAAAUUCAUUAGGUGUAAUAGCAACCAAAAAGGAAACCAUCCAAAAGUAUCCAAUCAAAAAAGAAUUUGGUAAUAGAAGUAUGCCAAGUGCUGAAGCAAUCAAGAAAGCUUUUAUACAGAUACGCCAUGCUGCUUAUGAGCAAAGCAAAAACGAGAAAGAAAGACUCCAGAAAGAAGAGACAAAGCAAAGAAUUGCUCGGAAACCAGAAAUUAUGGCAGAGAAACUGGAUAAAGUCCCAGCAGAAGGUUCCUUGCCAUGCCAAGAUGAGCAGCAAGACAAAAAUCCAACAAAGACAUUUCUUGAGUCACCAGAAGUUCAGAAGGCAGAGUUACAGAAAGGGGACAGUGCCAUGAUGAAAUCUCGGGACAGUGCUGAACAGAGAAAGAAAGAACAGGAAAACAUCCUCCAACAUUGGCAAGAAAGAUUAGAAAGGAGAAAGGCUUCAGAAAUAUCUUUUUCAUCCGAAGAUGAAGCUGAUGAUGAAGGUGAAAGUGAAGACUCUCUUGAGAUAUUUCCAUCAGGAGGAAAAAUGUUAUCUAUGAAACUCAAAAAGUUUCACAAAUAUGCCAAGACGAAGCCUCAAAAGCUCGUGUUUUUGCAGUCGGGAACUGAUGAGGUUGAUACCAACAAAAAUGUAUAUUUUAAUGGGGACAUGAAAGCUGUCAAACAAAAAGACCCCAAAUAUUCUAUGAUUCAAGGAAAAGGCUCAAAGUUAUCAGCUAAAAAACCACCUACCCGCCCAAUAAGAAGCAGAAAAACAAAGGAAGGCAGCACUGCCAUCCGUCCUACUCAAAGUGCCAGCAGCAAUCCCAAUCACAAGUGGGUUUGUGACAAGGUUAUAGACUUUAAUCAGACACCUUUUCUAAAGACCACUCUAACAAAGAGCAACAAAGAAAGUCCAGCGGAUUCUAAAAUAGCUUGCCAAGGUCCUCAGGCACAUUUGGACCAUAGGAAAAGAACCAAGUCUGUUUCUGUCCCUUUGACCAAUGUUUUGUCCCACCUCCACAUAACUGGAAGAGCAUCUAAUCUUGAACAUCCCUUUGCUUCUGUCUAUUCCAGACUGGCAUUUGGAAAAGAGGCAGAAGAGAGUGUGUAGGAACAUUCGGGCUACAGUAUGUAUGCAGUGAUCAGAGAACAACUUUUGGAAGUCGGUCCUCUCCUUCCAGCUUUACAUGGUUCCAAGGAUCCGAUGGUCAGGUUUGCAUUAUCAUGUGCUUCACCCGGUGAACCAUUCCACUGGCCUGAAGUUCUAAUCUUAAAAUGUGGUUUGUCCAGGCACUGUAGCACCAUGCCUGUAAUCCCAGCACUCUAGGCGACUCUAGCAGGAAUACAGGAAGUUCCACUGAAUGAACAAAUCAAUUCAGUCUGUUACUCAUGCUUCACCUCGGUAAGUUUUGCUUUUUUAUACAGUUGGCCUCCUUACUUACCCCUAAUCUCUGUGAACUAGUGUUUAUAAGGCCAUGGCAGCCAUUCCCCGCUGUGGCUCAUAGAGUAAAUGGAAGACGCUAAUAUAGUUUGGUGCUGAGUGAGGACAGAAGCCUUGCUAACUGAUUGCACGUUUCCCUGCUACCAGUUGCCCCACUAAAGCUCUCUUAUGACUGUGCCAUAUGCACUCAUUUUGAAAUGAUUCAUUCUCAUUUUAAGAAUGAAGAAACAAGCUUGGUGAAUUGUCACCUGCCCAGGAUGUGAACCCAGGCAAGCUUGCUUGAGCCCUCACCCUGUUAGCCGUAAGUUAUUAUGUCCUUGUUUCAGUGAUGCUUCUCUGCUGAUAGUGUAGUGACUUGAUAUGUAACCUCAUUUCUCCUGAGCUGUCAUGCAAUAAAUGGGUGUCUUCUAAAACUA